AGGGUUGUUGGCCGGUAAGCCAGAUCCUUUAAAGGAAAGAGGGGAGGGGCUGGAGAGAAGGGAAGAGAAACAUAGGAGAUAAGGCAGGGGUGAAGUUUCACACUGGCCAAAUUGCUUAAUCCCUCCUUCCCCCUCUUACUGCCAGAGUCUUGGGGACAACCAGGUUCCCUCUGCUUCACUCACCUUUCUUUUCCUCACCAUGGUCAGAGAAAGAAGCUCACACUGGAAUCAGAAAUGUAGGUGUCUCCUGCUGGGACUCACAGUCAUCCUAAUCCUUGGGGCUGUUGUGGUCUUUGCUGCUGUGAUCUUGGCCGGCAGGAGGGACCCACCAGCUGAGCUUCCACAGUGGAAGGGAAGAGGAUCCACAGCCAAUUUGGAAGAAAUCAUUCUGGGGAGAUGCUUCAUUUAUACCAGGAUAGUAAAUCCAGAGCUGAGAAAAGAUUGUCUAAAAAUAUGGGAAACUUUUAAAAAUGCAUUCGUUUCCAAGAACCCGUGCAACAUUACAGAACAAGAUUAUCAGCCACUGAUGGAGCUGGCUGCUCAUCCUAUACAAUGUAAUAAGACUCUCCUUUGGAGCAAAACCAAUGAGCUGGCUCAUAAGUACACCAAAGUCCAAGGCAAUUUACUUACCCUGGAGGACACGCUGCUGGGCUACAUGGCUGAUGGACUCACAUGGUGUGGAAGCCCUUCGAGUUCAGAAACGAACUAUCAAUCUUGCCCACACUGGCGUGAAUGUGCCAACAACCCCGUCUCCAUAUAUUGGAAAAUGGCAUCCAAAACUUUUGCAGAAGCAGUCUGUGGUGUUGUCCAUGUGAUGCUCAAUGGAUCAAUCAACCAUGCCUUUGGGAACAGCAGCAUUUUCGGAAGUGUGGAGGUUCACCAUUUGAAUCCAAAGAAAGUUCAUUUGAUGAAGAUUUGGGUGAUGCACAACAUUGGGGAACAGCCAAGUGACUCAUGCUCAGGGUCUUCCAUCAAGGAGCUGAAAUCUAUUAUAGAAGGCAAGAACAUUACAUUCUCCUGUGAGGAUGACCACAGGGCUGUUCAACUCAUUCAGUGUGUAGGACAACCUGAGGAACCAGCCUGCAGAGUCUGUAGAACUGAAUUUUGAGGUGUCUUUAUUUUUUUUUUUUUUGCAGUAUUAAUCUGCAUUUAUCUAAGACAGUACAGAGAAGGCACACAUGUUAAGGAGAAAAUCUCUCAAAACUCGGACAACAUUUCAAAAGCGAGCUGGUUUAAUUUCAAAACAUGGGCACUCUUAAGUCUCAUAAAAAUUUUAUAAAAAUAAUUUACAACAAUUAUGUUCUACUUAGGUGUUCUAAUAUUUAGCAAUAAGUAGUUAUUGAAUCAAGUUAGAAAUAUGAUAUUCGUUGUAAAUGAGUUUUUAAUUAGUAUUUCUCUGUGAUGGAACACUAAAGUGUCAUGUGUACAUUUGUACCCUCUUUCUACUAAAAAAAAAAUCCCAAAAAUCCCAAGGAACAUUGAUUUACAUCCUAAUAAGGGCCUAAGAUCUGGUCUUUCCAGAAAACAUGAUGCUUCUAUUUCUAUAUGCCUGACUGCAUUUAUCCUGGUAGUAUUUCCACGUCUUCAAAUUGAACAUUGCACCAUUAUUGGGAAAAAUGUCUCCAUUUAGAUUUCAGGUCCUAUUCUCAAGGGUGAAUGAAUAUCAUGUUGAACUUUCCUAAAACAGAGUGUUUUGUUUCCUCUGGGAGGAGGCGUGGAUUAGUUAAUUAAAAUCAUCUUGUUUCUCUUUUCAUUCUGGGGACCUUUCCAACACCUAUGAAAGUUUGAACAGGUCCACAAAAUGUUCACCAGCUCUUUUUGUACUUCCUAAUGGUACAAUGAUAAUGUGUGAGAUGGAAGGGAUCUGACAACUUCAACAUAGACAUGGGGAUGGGGUAGGCUCCCAGAUUGUGCAGUGGAUUGAACACUGGGCCUAGAGCAAGACCGGAAUUCAAAUUUGACCUCAGAUGCUAGCUGUAUGACCUUGGACAAGUCACUUAACCUUUGUUUGCCUUGAAGUCAUCUAGGUAGCUCAGUGGAUAGAGUGCUGGGCCUGGAGUCAGGAAGGCUUGAGUUCAAAUAUGACCUCAGAUACUUACUAGCUGUGUGACCCUGGGCAAGUCAUUUAACCCCUGUUUGCCUCCAUUUUUCUCUUCUGUAAAGUGGGGAGAAUGAUUGCACUUAGCUGAUAUGGCUCUUGGAGAGAUGAAAUGAGAUAAAAUGUAAAGUGUUUUGUAAACUAUACAGAGCUAAUGCAAAUGUACAUUAUUAUUAUGAGCAUUAUUGAUAUCUGUAAGUAUAGAUCAUAUCUUCAACUGACCCAUAGUAUACUUUUUUUAAAGCCAAGCUUGAUUUUUCUCAUGCUAGGCUUGUUACGGAGGAUUUGGACAUCUGUCAUCCAGUGUUUCUUCCCCAUUUCCAUUAGCUGCUUUACUACUCACAUGCCGGACAAAUGAUCUGGCCUCUGCUCGCAGACCCCCAGUGAAAGGGGUUGUGCCAUCUCCUUGGGAAGCCUGUUCCGCUCUUGCAUAGCUGUCAUUGUUAGGAAGUUUUUCCUGGCAUGGACCCUAAAUGUGCCUCCUGGCAGCUUCCACCCACUGCUGCUCACUCUGCCCUCUGGGGCCCCACCAAACAAGUCUAAUCCCUUUGACAGUUUCUGGGCAUCCUAACUUGCAUACGUAAGCAAUUGUUCCUAGAACCAACCUUCUCGCAUGAAAAUCCCAGUCCCAGAAUGCCCUCUUCUAGUUCACCACCAAGCCUUCUCUUUUCUCGGUUAAAGACUUUUUGAAAUUUUGCUUCCUCCAGUGAAAUGGUCCUCCAAAUAUGUUAACUUCUUUAAGUCAGUGCUUUCUACAGCAGAGGAAGCUUUUACAUUUAUUCUUCUGCUAAAUUCUUUAGCAAUCUGUAAGCCAUGUGAAAGUGGGACAUUCUGAUCUUAGUAAUUAGGAAUGGAAAAGCUAGGUGGCACAGCCAAUAGAGCACUGGGUCUGGAAUCAGAAAGAUCGGAGUUCCAAUCUGGCCUCGGACACUUUCUGGCUGUAUGACUUUGGGCAAGUCACUUAACGCUGUUUGCCUCAGUUUCCUCAUCUGUAAAAUGAGCUGGAGAAGGAAAUGGCAAAGCACUACAGGAUCUUUGCCAAGAAAACCCCAUGGACAGUUGAUCCACCGGGUCAUGAAGAGUUGGGCACCACUGAAUAACAACUAUUUACCAGGUACUGUUAAGUACUGGGGAUAGAAAUACAGCUGCUCCCUUCAAAGAGCUUAUUUUUAAUUUGGGAGAGACAACAUAUCCAGGAAGGAGUGUUUUGGUGGGGCUGAUUUCGCCACAGGCUUCAGGGUGGAGGAGGGGGAGAAAGGAGCCCGUAGGGCUGGGUCAGAGGUGGAGUCGUGUGUCUUAAGAUUGUCAAAGGUAGGAGGGACCUAGGGGUCAUCAACUCAACCCACACAUCCCAUUGAGAACAUCCCUAACGAGAGUCACCCAACCUCCACUAAAAGACUCUCUAGUGGGAAGGACAAUUCACUCCCUAUGGAGGCAGGCUAUUCUACCUUUUUUUUUUUAAGUUUAAUCUAUAUUAUUAUAAUUUUCUCCAUCGAGGAACAAGAAAUGAAGCCUUGAUUUUUGAUGUUUGCUAACCUUUGCUAGUACUUUGGGAAAUGCUACUAGAGGUCAUAGAGUCUAACCCUUUCAUUUCACAGAUGAGGAAAUUAACUGACUUGCUCAAGGUCAAGAAAAUCCCAAGAAAGCAUUUGCUCAAGAAAGCAGGUUCAAUACUAGUGAUAGCAGCAUUUAGAUAGCACUUACUAUGUGCCAGGCACUGUGCUCUGCACUUUAUUUAUAUAUGAUUUUUAUAUAUGAUUUUUUUCCCCUGGGAUCCUACUAGAGUCUGGGCACAUGCCCCCAAAGACCCUGGUCCUAAAGUCCAUCAUUUUGCAAUGGAUGAACAAGGGGUCCUGAGCAGAGCUGCCAGGGACCUGAGAGCCCCCAGCCACUGAGAGAGAGUCUUGCUUUUGUUCUUCAUUUUGAUAUUUUCCUCCCUCCUACCAACAGUUCCCGACCUCGGGCCCAUUCAAGGCGCCGAAGGCCCCUCCUAAAUUCUAUGGUACCACGAGAGAGAAGGGAGGGAAACAGGGUCUUAAGUGGGAAUUGGAACAUGAUGUCUGCUCUAGGGCUUUUUAUCACUGCAGUUUGGGAUACAUUUUCCCACUGACUUUUUGUCCUUUCUCUCUUGUUUCGUAGGGAAGGCAGGACAGUACAAUCAUAAAAUGACCUUUGGUUCUGGGGUCUGAGGACCUGGGUUCAAGUCUCAUCUCUGAAACUUACUACCUGGGGAACCUUGGGCAAAUAAUUUAACCUCCCUAGGUCUCAGUUUCAUCAACCAUAAAAUGAGAGAGUUGUAGUAGAUAGCCAUCCCUUCCAGCUCUCGAUCUAUGAUCAAAUGAAUUCUUCCCAGGCAAGUAGGUCUGACUAGUUAUUAAUGACCUGCCUCUCCUCAAAUUGCCUUAUAUUUAAUCUACUUAAAAUUGCAUAUCGAUUGCAAGCUCUUUGAGAAUGUUGAGCCCAUGAAAUAUAUGUAUACACAUAUGUAUAGAUAUAAUACACACACAUACGUGCGUGUAGCUAGAUGGUGCAGUGGAUAGAGUGUGAGGCCUGGAGUCAGGAAAAAUCAUCUUCCUGAGUUCAAAUGUAGCCUCAGACACUUACUAGCUAUCUGACCCUAGGCAAGUCACUGAACCCUGUAUGCCUCAGUUUCCUCAUCUGUAAAAUGAGCUGGAGAAGGAAAUGGCAAACCCCUACUGUGUCUUCGCCAAGAAAACCCCAAAAUGUGUUCACAAAGAGUUGGAUGCAACUGAAACAACUGAGCAACAACAAAUACAUACACAUAUACACACAUACACACAUAUGUAUUUAUAUACAUAUGUAGAUACAAAUAUGUAUAUAAAAUAUUUACAUAUAUACCUAUAUACACACUGUGUGCAUAUAUGUAUAUGUACAUAAAUGUAUAUACGCAUAUAUAUACUUCCCUAUAUACUGUGUGCAUACACACACAUAUAUAUAUACAUACAUACAUACAUACAUAUAUAUAUAUAUAUAUACACACAUAUAAACACAAACAUAAAAUAGCACAGAAAGACCUUAUGAGAAAGAAUGCAGAAAAAAAAUCACACAGAGAGACUGCAGUCUCACUUGGUAGAGUGAGUGCCGAGCAAACAAGAACACAGAUCCAUUGUACUCACAAACUGUCAUGGUUUUAGAGGAAAGCCCCCCACCCCCACCCCUGCCCCACCUCCAAAACAAGAAUGGUCCUGAGCAGAGCUCCCCUACCUCACUAAAGGGAAACAAGCCCAGACUAUAUAAAACCCAUGCUGGUGCUACCAGAGUCAUAUAUUCAUCCAGACCACACACCCUGCCCACUUCUUCAUGAUGGAGAAAACACAAGUGAGGAAGGUUUCCUAAUGACCUGAGGCAUAAAAGGCCCAGUCUGUGAGGAGUUGGUGUUCAAAGUUUUAAUGGGGUUCCUAUUUCCUUUCUAACUUGGCUGCCAGCUGUUGUGGCCAAUGUACAGAUGUGGAGGGUAGCUGUUUUAUCUGAAUUACUACUUUUUUAACCUUGUGAAUUGUAUCCUUUUUAUCUUGUUAUAAAUAAAUACAUAUGUAUAUAAUAAAGUCAUUUUGUUACAUUAAA
Trichosurus vulpecula (common brushtail) is the source of this 5683-nucleotide messenger RNA. RefSeq names its product CD38 molecule (gene CD38). The record is from RefSeq and is a predicted model, not a curated record. Gene Ontology annotation, biological process: positive regulation of B cell proliferation. The coding region runs from base 200 to 1108 and encodes 302 amino acids. Gene Ontology annotation, cellular component: plasma membrane. The transcript has 8 exons. Lineage: Eukaryota; Metazoa; Chordata; Mammalia; Diprotodontia; Phalangeridae. Gene Ontology annotation, molecular function: phosphorus-oxygen lyase activity; NAD+ nucleosidase activity.